GUACCUUUUGCGAUCUCCUCUGCUGGUCCUCAAAUAAUCCAAUUGUGCCUGUUUCGCACUGGGGACGAGAGGCGGAGGAUACCUACCAUACGCUGUGCGCGAUAUCCCAUUCCUCCGAACCCGGAGCGCCGCAAAGCGGGCGAUUUUCUGACAGACACGAGAGGCCUCUCGACAUGAGCCCCCCUGAUACCGAUCAUUGAGAGAAGAAUACAGAGAACUCGAAAGAACAUCUUACAGGGUGCCAUGCUGCUCAGAGCGGCGCAGUCGCCCUUUUUGCGGGCGCCGCGGCGACUGGCCGAUCCCCGCUCUACGAUCAUACUUCCGUCGCCAACACGCCUCUGCACCGGAAAUCAGCUACGGAUAUUCACGACAAAUGGAAACCAAUUGAGGAAGCAGACAACCGGGGAGACCCCGUCUCCGCGCAAGCCGGUGGACGUGGUCACUCCGGCGGCUUCCAAGCAGCUGAAAGAGGAGGCGAGGAAGAAGCAGCAGACCACAGAUACAAAGGACUCUGCCAAUGGAGGUUUAUUAAGCGAGAAGACUGUUGGAAACAAGGAGCAGAGGAAAGCAGAUUGGGCGAUUAUGAAAGAGAUGGUAAAAUACCUCUGGCCGAAGGAUGACUGGGGAACCAAAUUACGUGUUGGAACGGCCCUAUCAUUGUUGGUUGGGGGCAAGAUCCUGAACGUCGAAGUCCCCUUCUACUUCAAGAGCAUAGUGGACUCGAUGAACGUUGACUUUGCGGCUGUUGGCGGCACGGCUUACACGGUUGCGGGAUCUAUGAUUAUAGCAUAUGGUACCACCAGGAUAGGAGCCUCACUCUUUCAGGAGCUUCGGAACGCGGUUUUUGCCCGAGUGGCCCAGCAAGCUAUCCGGAAAGUUGCCCGCAACGUUUUUGACCAUCUUCUGCGGUUGGAUCUUAAUUUCCAUCUGAGUCGCCAGACUGGUGGUCUCACAAGAGCGAUCGAUCGCGGAACAAAGGGUAUCAGUUUCUUGCUGACGUCGAUGGUGUUCCAUGUGUUUCCUACCGCUCUUGAGAUAUCUUUGGUUUGCGGUAUUCUGACAUAUCAAUACGGGAUGCAGUUUGCUGCUAUCACAGCUCUGACCAUGGUCGCAUACACGGCUUUCACCAUCACGACGACUGCCUGGCGAACCAAGUUCCGUAAGCAGGCCAAUGCUGCUGACAACAGGGGCGCUACAGUAGCCGUGGAUUCUCUUAUCAACUACGAAGCGGUGAAGUAUUUCAACAAUGAAAAGUACGAAGUGGCUCGAUACGACAGGGCGCUGAAAGCCUACGAAGAUGCCUCCAUCAAGGUCACCACCUCCCUGGCGUUCUUGAACUCCGGCCAGAACAUGAUCUUCUCCAGCGCACUUGCCGGUAUGAUGUACCUGGCUGCCAACGGAGUUGCCCAGGGCACGUUGACGGUGGGUGACCUGGUGAUGGUCAACCAACUUGUCUUUCAGCUGUCUGUGCCUCUCAAUUUCCUGGGUUCAGUCUAUCGAGAACUGAGACAAUCUCUCUUGGACAUGGAGACCUUGUUCAAUCUGCAGAAGGUCAACGUCAAGAUUGAGGAGCGCCCGAAUGCUAAGGUUCUCGACCUGUCCCGGGGAGGCGAGAUCAGGUUUGAGAAUGUCACAUUCGGCUACCACCCCGAGAGGCCUAUCCUCAAGAAUGCCAGCUUCACGAUCCCCGCAGGCCAGAAGUUCGCCAUUGUUGGACCAAGCGGUUGCGGCAAGUCGACGAUUCUACGAUUGCUAUUCCGGUUCUACGACACACAGUCGGGACGCAUCCUCGUCGAUGGCCAGGAUAUCCGUGACGUGACACUGGAUAGUCUGCGCAAAUCGAUUGGCGUUGUGCCCCAGGAUACGCCUCUGUUCAAUGACACGAUCGAGCAUAACAUCCGGUAUGGCCGAAUGGAUGCGUCGGACGAGGAAGUGCGGCAGGCAGCCCAGAAGGCACACAUCCACGGCCUGAUCGAGACCAUGCCGGAAAAAUACAAGACGCCAGUCGGCGAGCGAGGCAUGAUGAUCUCUGGCGGCGAGAAGCAGCGAUUGGCCAUCUCCCGGCUCAUCUUGAAGGAUCCCCCGUUGCUGUUCUUUGACGAAGCGACAUCUGCCCUCGACACAUACACGGAGCAGGCGCUCCUGCAGAAUAUCAAUGAGAUCCUGAAAGAGAAGGCUCGUACGAGUGUGUUUAUUGCGCACCGACUGCGGACGAUCUACGACAGCGAUCAGAUCCUGGUGCUCAAAGAUGGCCAUGUCGCUGAGACUGGUACGCACCGAGAGCUGCUCGAUAAGGAAGGUAUCUACGCGGAAUUAUGGCAGGCCCAAGAACUUUCCCUUGCACAGGAUGCGGAUCUGGAACAGAGUGUUGAACUGGAGGAUGAAGAGGACACCAGCUCGAGCUCGAAUAACGAGCCCAAACCUAAGUCGUAGCUGAUCCCAAGUUCGUGAGGCGUUCGACCGACGGCGCUAUCGAGUGGGCUCUGACCACUUCGCUGGAAUUGGAAGAACGGACCCAGGCUCCCGAGUAGCCGGAACUGCGAUCAAUCGACAUGACCGACAGGGACAGAGAGCUUUGUGUUGGCGCAUCGCACAUCCCAGGCCUGCCGCUUGCGUGUGCUAUGCUAUAUUCUCGCCAUUUCGUGACAGUCUGCGCAGCAGAACGGUUUGGAGGACCUGGCAGUCUGGCAUUAUUAUAAAUUCUCACUGUAUUUAAGAAAAGAGCUGUCAGCGCCGAUAUACAUGUACUUACUGUACAUACUACUACGUAGUUACUACGGAGUACACUACAUACUACUUGCGAAUGGCAGGUCUACCGUCUGGGAGACCACCGUAGCUUAUCGACCACAACCCCUCAUCCAUCUGAAACCGC
Paecilomyces variotii is the source of this 2872-nucleotide messenger RNA. RefSeq names its product putative ABC transporter. The coding region runs from base 244 to 2433 and encodes 729 amino acids. Gene Ontology annotation, cellular component: mitochondrial inner membrane. The transcript is spliced from 8 exons. Gene Ontology annotation, molecular function: ATP binding; ATP hydrolysis activity; ABC-type transporter activity. The record is from RefSeq and is a predicted model, not a curated record. Gene Ontology annotation, biological process: intracellular iron ion homeostasis; transmembrane transport. NCBI's taxonomy places the organism in Eukaryota, Fungi, Ascomycota, Eurotiomycetes, Eurotiales, Thermoascaceae.